CAAUUUAAAAGCCAUAAAACAUCUAAAUAAGCUACAACAAUAUAGUAUGGCUAAGUUAAUAAUGAACUACUUCAUUGUUCUAACUCUCUUAGCAAUUUCUCCUCUAUGUUUUUCACACAAUACACAUGGUGGGUAUGGCUAUCUUAACCCUCAUUAUUAUGACCACUCUUGCCCACAAGUUCAUUAUAUAGUCAAGACUAUUGUCGCUAAGGCGGUAGCUAAGGAACGUAGAAUGGCUGCUUCUUUACUUAGACUUCAUUUCCAUGAUUGCUUUGUUAAGGGAUGUGAUGCAUCAUUGUUGCUAGACAGUAGUGGAAGCAUAGUUUCAGAGAAGGGUUCUAAGCCUAACAAGAACUCGGUUCGAGGGUUUGAGGUCAUUGACGAGAUCAAGGCAGCUGUUGAGAAAGCAUGCCCUCAUACUGUCUCUUGUGCUGAUAUCCUGGCUAUAACUGCUAGAGAUUCAGUUGUCAUUGCUGGCGGACCAAACUGGGAAGUGCCCCUAGGAAGAAGGGAUUCCAGAGGAGCAAGUUUGAGUGGAUCUAACAAUGACAUUCCUGCUCCUAAUCAAACUUUUAACACUAUUCUUACCAAGUUUAAACGCCAAGGCCUUGACCUUGUUGAUCUUGUUGCACUAUCAGGUUCUCACACAAUAGGCAAUGCAAGGUGUGUAAGCUUCAAGCAGAGGCUAUACAACCAAAACGGAAAUGGGCAACCCGACGCUACACUAGACCAUAUAUAUGCUUCAAAGCUGCGCAGCCAAUGCCCAAAAUCUGGUGGUGAUCAAAACUUGUUCUUCUUAGACUAUGAAACCCCUUUCCAUUUCGACAACAGCUACUACAAAAACAUCUUGGCAAACAAAGGAUUGUUAAAUUCUGACCAAAUUUUGUUAACAAAAAACCAUGCAUCAAUGCAAUUAGUGAAGCAAUAUGCUGAAAAUAUGGAGCUUUUCUUUGAUCAUUUUGCUAAGUCUAUUGUUAAGAUGGGUAAUAUUUCUCCAUUGAUUGGGAAUAAGGGUGAAAUUAGGCACAACUGCAGAAGGAUUAAUUCAUAUUAGUAAGGUUGUGAUGAUAUGUGUUUUGUUAUUGUUAGUUGUUUGUGUGGGAAAAAUGAUGUAAUUUAUUGUGUGUUUUGAUCUGUUUUUCAUGGGUUUUUGUUUGUGUGUUUGUUUAUGUCAAAAGAAAUUGUAUAUCAGUCUUUGAGAGUUGAAUGAACUACUCUUAAUCUAGUAUUGAUUUUCAUGAUUUGUGACUUU
This is a messenger RNA of Amaranthus tricolor (Joseph's coat), 1252 nucleotides long. RefSeq names its product peroxidase 72-like. NCBI's taxonomy places the organism in Eukaryota, Viridiplantae, Streptophyta, Magnoliopsida, Caryophyllales, Amaranthaceae. The coding region runs from base 47 to 1054 and encodes 335 amino acids. The record is from RefSeq and is a predicted model, not a curated record. Gene Ontology annotation, biological process: response to oxidative stress; hydrogen peroxide catabolic process. Gene Ontology annotation, molecular function: peroxidase activity; heme binding. The transcript is spliced from 4 exons.